AUGUUGAUAUUUCCGUGCGAUUUUAACUACACUUUUCUCAACUUGGCGCAAAGUUAUAGUCGUAUUCCCAUCUUUAUCUUUGUUUUUCCACUCAAAUUGGCUUCAAAUCCAUUCAACGUUUACCGAAAUGCCUAACAUUAAACUGCAGUCCGCGGAGAUGGAAAUCUUCGAAACCGACAUCGAGAUAGCAAAGUGCUCCGGAACUAUCAAGGCAAUGCUGGAGAAUUGCGCCUCGGGGAAUGAUGAGGAUUCCGUUGUCCCUCUGAAGAAUGUGAGCUCGACCAUUCUGCGUAAGGUACUGAUGUGGGCUGAAUACCACAAAGACGAUCCCCAGUCGCCUGACGAGGACGAGAAGCGCGAGAAGGUGAAGCGCACCGACGACAUUAUCCCGUGGGAUGCCGAAUUCCUCAAGGUAGACCAGGGCACACUCUUCGAGCUAAUGCUGGCCGCCAAUUAUCUGGAUAUCAAGGGUUUGCUCGUGGUGUCUUGCAAGACCGUGGCCAAUAUGAUGAGGGGUAAAACUCCAGAGGAAAUGCGCAAGACUUUCAACAUCAAGAAGGACUUCACUCCCGCCGAGGAAGAGAAGGUGCGCAAGGAGAACCAGUGGUGCGAGGAGAAGUGAGCUGAGCAGCGGAAAGCGGGUGGACCAUCGGGGCGCCGCCAUCAGCUGCUGGUUGACUACACAAUAAGUUAAUAAUUUUUAAUAUCAAUCAUAAAAGUCUCUGAGAUCUAGGAGAGACAUCACUCAUCAAGUUUAUUAGUUCAAGAAUGUGUACUUUCCCUACAAAUGCAAUGUACCCCUAUAUUCUUCGAGUACCGGAUGUAAAUAUGUGAAAUCGCCCCAUCCGCAAAUUUCGCUCAACACACAGUCUGAAAUAAACAACAAAUAAUAAACACCA
Molecule: messenger RNA, 899 nt
Organism: Drosophila pseudoobscura
Lineage: Eukaryota; Metazoa; Arthropoda; Insecta; Diptera; Drosophilidae
Product: S-phase kinase-associated protein 1-like
Exons: 2
Coding region: 128-622 (164 amino acids)
Biological process (GO): SCF-dependent proteasomal ubiquitin-dependent protein catabolic process
Cellular component (GO): cytoplasm; nucleus
Molecular function (GO): cullin family protein binding
Source: RefSeq, a predicted model, not a curated record